GCCAUGGAGGCCUCGGCGGGCGGUGGGGCGGCGCGGCGCUGGUAUUUCAGCCGCGAGCAGUUGGACCGCAGCCCCUCGCGGCGAGCCGGUCUGGAUCCCGACAAGGAGCUCUCGUACCGCCAGCAGGCCGCCAACCUGCUGCAGGACAUGGGGCAGCGCCUCAACGUCUCCCAGCUCACCAUCAACACCGCCAUCGUGUACAUGCACCGCUUCUACAUGGUGCAGUCCUUCACUCAGUUCCACCGCAAUGUAAGUGGGGCCGGGGCUCUUUGUGUCUGCAUUCGGGCGCCGUGGGCCCUUUUUCCUUCCUGGGGGGGUUUGGGCUUUGUUUAA
Molecule: messenger RNA, 333 nt
Organism: Lagopus leucura (white-tailed ptarmigan)
Lineage: Eukaryota; Metazoa; Chordata; Aves; Galliformes; Phasianidae
Product: cyclin-T1-like
Exons: 2
Coding region: 4-333 (109 amino acids)
Biological process (GO): regulation of transcription by RNA polymerase II; positive regulation of DNA-templated transcription, elongation
Cellular component (GO): nucleus; cyclin/CDK positive transcription elongation factor complex
Molecular function (GO): cyclin-dependent protein serine/threonine kinase activator activity
Source: RefSeq, a predicted model, not a curated record